GGAGUUUAAGCAUUCAAUUACUCAAGAUUUGACGAAUUAUCUUUGUUUUUUUGGUUAAAUUUAUGAAUCGAGCUGUAACAUUGACAUAUAUCAAUAUCAGGAAAACAUAUGUAUAAAUCUAUGAUCAUCGAAGGCCAUAUGUUUCUCUUUAACUUCAGAGGCUGUUGACACUAGUUGAUCUCCCUCAUUCAUUUAUCACCGUUUAUGUGCUGAUGAAAAUGUUAAAUUCAUAUGAUACGGGUAAGAUAGAUGAACAGAGAUCACUGUCUUUGUGAUCGGAAAGUGCCACUAAGGUAGGUUCAAUAAGAUGUUGGUUAGACCUACUACUAUGGAUGGUCUUCGCCAUUGUUGGGCUUGGGUUUCUAAGAUACAUGUAAACAGAUGAUAGGAAAAGACAUUACACUGCCUCAUGAGCGUUAUUCAGCUCCAGUUGAGACCUUUGGAUGCAUCUAUGAGACCUUUGUAACAAGGCAACAUGUCCUUGUGUCCCUUUUGCACACACAUUAAUGUUGAAUUUACAAGAUGCUCUAGGGCACAUUCUAGUCUGUAAGAAAAUGUCAUUCUAGACUUAUGGUCAAUGGUUCUAUGCACAUCAUAAUAUUGUGCUUUGGAUUUUAAAAUCAAAGUUUGCAUCAGAACUGUAAUUGCAAGAUAUGUUCUUGAAUAAGAAAGAAUUCAGUGAGAAUAUAUCUCCAGUUUGUAUGUAAUUGUCAUAACCAUGCUAAUAUUUGUAAAGAUUUCUUUUUAUGAAUUCUUGGUUUUUGAAGGUAAUUUCUACUAUUUGGUUGAUGACAAUGGAGUGUGAAGCUUUUCAUUCUCAACUGCUACUGUAUGGUCCCUAGCUGUAAGAGAUGUAUUAGGCAUGAAUUUUACCAUCACAUUUGGAGCAGAUCGAUGCCUAUUGAUGUGACCUGAAGUUUAUAACUAAUAAAAGGAGUAAGAAGACAUUGGUCAAAGCACAGACUUACAUCUUGUAUUGGACAGGAGGCAAGAAGUAUGGAUUAUGACUGUGCUCCUGUUAAAAGGAGAAAGAUAUUGACUCAGCAUCUAGUGAACCAUUCUGAAUCAAACAAAGACCCAAAUCUACUAUCGCCAAAUGAGAGCAGAACUACUAGUUUGGCGUGCCUAGAUGAAGCACAUGCAACCUUUUGUUCAGCAGACAUUCCGAAUGCAGAAGUGGUAGUCAAACAGAAUGACACAUUCAUUGAUGGGAAUGAAAGUUUCACGGAGGACUCUGAGAUUGAGCUUUCUGGCCUUGAGCAAGAAAGCAACGAGAGCAAGAAUAAAAUGGUGAGUGAAGGAUUAAAAUUGACUACCAAUGAAGAUAGCUCUGGUAAAUCGUUUGCCACUGACUUUGCUGGAGAAAACUCUGAGCACGCUGGAGACACCAAGGCAAGUGCCAACGUGAAUGUAGUGUGUGAUGUUCACACCGUUGAAGGAGAAACAUCUGCUGAGACAUCUAGCAGGAGUCAUCCGAGCACAGAAUCCAAGAUGGAAGUCAUUCCUUCUUUAACAAAACUGGAUGUAACUAAAGAAAAUGCUAGUCAAGUUAGGAAUGAAGAUUACCUGUCUCCUCAGAUUUUGGGAUCUUGUGGGCAUAGCGGCCAUUUGCAUUCUAGAAGAAAGCUUCUUGUCCUUGAUGUGAAUGGGUUGCUUGUUGAUAUUGUGGCAGACCCAGAUGAAGCCUACAGAGCAUCAGCAGACACAAUAAUAGGGUCAAAAGCAGUAUUUAAGAGACCAUAUUGUGACGAGUUUUUACAAUUUUGCUUUGAGAGAUUCAAUGUAGGUGUAUGGACAUCAAGAACAAGGAGAAAUAUUGAGCGGGUUCUUGACUUUCUCAUUAAAGACUCUCAACAUCAAUUGCUUUUCUGUUGGGAUCAAUCUCAUUGUACUGAGACCGGUUUUAAUACUAUUGAGAAUAGUGACAAGCCCUUGGUUUUGAAGGAACUUAAAAGGUUAUGGGAAAAGCAAGAUCCCAGCCUUCCCUGGGAUAGAGGAGCGUAUGAUGAAACAAAUACACUUCUUUUGGAUGAUUCUCCAUACAAGGCGCUGCGUAAUCCCCCAUAUACUGCAAUCUUCCCUUAUACUUACUGUUACCGCAAUACCCAAGAUGAUGGUUUAGGACCUGAAGGUGACCUUCGUAAUUAUCUGGAAAGGUUGGCCGCAUCUGAGAACAUUCAAAAAUUUAUAGAGCAAAACCCAUUUGGCCAACAACCCAUUUCAAAUAACGAUGAAUCAUGGAAAUUUUACCUUAAGGUCAUUAGUGGCAGCUCUUCAGAAGCUGAUUUGGCUGCCAAAUCCUUACUCCUCCGUUCUAGAAAGAAACUUAUUAUUAUUGAUGUGAGCGGGUUGCUUGUUGAUGUUGUAACACUUCCACGUGAAGGAUACAGAGCAGAUGCAAUACAAGGGUCAAAAGCAGUGUAUAAAAGACCGUAUUGUGAUGAGUUCUUGCAAUUUUGCUUUAAGAGAUUCAAUGUAGGUAUCUGGACAUCAACAACAAGAUUUAAUAUUGAAAGGCUUAUUGACUUUCUUAUGAGAGACACUCAACACAAAUUGCUUUUCUGUUGGGAUCAUUCUCACUGUACUGACACUGGUUUCCGUACCGUCGAGAACUCUUGCAAACCCUUAGUUUUAAAGGAACUUAAAAGGUUAUGGGAAAAGCAAGAUCCAAGUCUUCCGUGGAGGAAAGGAGAGUAUGAUGAAUCAAAUACACUUCUUUUAGAACAUUCUCCAUACAAGGCUCUGCUAAAUCCCCCACAUACAGCAAUCUUUCCGUAUCCUUACCGUUACUGGAAGAUAGAUGAUAAUUGCUUAGGACCGGAAGGCGACCUUCGUAUUUAUCUGGAAAGAUUAGCAGCAUCCGAGAAUGUCCAGAAAUUUGUAGAGGAAAAUCCAUUUGGCCAACGCCCCAUUACAAAAAAAAAUCUAUCAUGGGGAUUUUACCAUAAAGUUAUCCGUGCCUUCUCAUCUGAACCAGAAGCUGAUGCUAGUUGUUUAUUGGAUGCCCAAUGUAACAACUCAUCUGAACCAGAAGCCGAUACUACUACUCCAUCGGUUACUCGAACCUUAUCGGUACCAAAAGCCGACAUUAUUACUGCUUCUGCUGCUCAAGUCUUAUCUGAAUCAAAAGCCGACACUAUUACUGCUUCUGUUCCUUUAUCUGAACCAAAAGCCGACACUAUUACUGCUUCUGCUGCUCAAACUUCAUCUGAACCAAAAGCCGACACUAUUACUGCUUCUGCUGCUCAAACUUCAUCUGAACCAAAAGCCGACACUAUUACUGCUUCUGCUGCUCAAACGUCAUCUGAACCAAAAGCAGAUAUUAUUUCUGCUUCUGUUGCUCAAACGUCAUCUGAACCAAAAGCAGACAUUAUUACUGCUUCUGUUGCUCAAACCUCAUCUGAGCCAAAAGCAGACAUAAUCACUGCUUCUGUUGCUCAAACAAUAUCUGAACCAGAAGCCGACUCUUUGGCUGCUACUCAGACCUUACUCGAACCAUCAGUAGCCAACACUAAUCUUUCUUUAAACCCUGCUAAUGAUGGAUCCUGAGAGAAGUGAGUACAUGUACCCUGAUCUUAAUGUCGAGUGUUUUUGUAUGCUUACAAGCCGUAAUUUGUCUUCAUAGAUUAUAAUAGAUCAUCAUCUAGGUAUAGAUAGUUUGAACCCGUGCAUUCUUUGGUGUUAUUGAUUCUUGUGUCCUUUCGUUAUGUUAUAUUUUUGAUCGAGGUUAUGAGAUGGUACUAUGUGUGACACGAUGAGAUGGAGGAUCGAGUGGUCUAGUGGUGGUGCCGCCAGCAGGUUGAUCUUGUGGGUCAUGGCCCUUGUGUUUCACUUCUAUCAGGAAUAUUUGUUGGUAGUUUAGAUUGACAUUUCGCUUUACGCCAAGCAUAUAGGAUGGAUGGAGAUAUGCUUACAAUUGUUCGGAAGAUGAAUAGCCUAUAUGCAAAUGCUCGGUAUAUUAAGCGAGUUUGUAACGAGCAGAUACGGUUAUUAUGAUACGACUGUAUUGGGUUUUUAUAACAAUGUUACUAUAAGCUUGGUUAGGUUCUUAUUUCUUAUGAUUUUGAAUUUUGGCAUGUAUAUUGCAACGUUGUCAUACUUAUAAUGUUGGAUUGUAUUUUUACUGGUUCUUUUUCUA
This is a messenger RNA of Cynara cardunculus var. scolymus (artichoke), 4138 nucleotides long. RefSeq lists its product as uncharacterized. The transcript is spliced from 13 exons. The record is from RefSeq and is a predicted model, not a curated record. Gene Ontology annotation, molecular function: phosphoprotein phosphatase activity. Bases 997 to 3549 code for a protein of 850 amino acids. Lineage: Eukaryota; Viridiplantae; Streptophyta; Magnoliopsida; Asterales; Asteraceae.